This is a messenger RNA of Callithrix jacchus (white-tufted-ear marmoset), 586 nucleotides long. NCBI's taxonomy places the organism in Eukaryota, Metazoa, Chordata, Mammalia, Primates, Cebidae. The record is from RefSeq and is a predicted model, not a curated record.
AUGUCUUACCAACAGCAGCAGUGUAAGCAGCCCAGCCAGCCACCUCCUGUGUGCCCCAUGCCAAAGCGCCCAGAACCAUGUCCACCACCAAAGGGUACAGAGCCCUGCCCACCUCAGCAGUGCCAGCAGAAAUGUCCUCCUGUGCCACCUUCCCCACCCUGCCAGCCAAAGUGUCCACCCAAGAGCAAGUAGCAGCUUCAGGGUUCAUCAGGACCAUGAAAGGAUGAGGAUAAUUGGCCCACCUAGUUCUGCAGCUCCACCUGCGUCUUCUGAUUAAAGCCUACAAUGGAUACACAGGGAGCUUCUUUCCCCUUAGCCUGUGAUCUGCCUGUGAUGAUCCUGGACACCAAAAGGUUUUCUUUCUGAGGCUGCAAUCCUGUCACCGUCCAGGUAGAGACUGAGAAAAGGAAGUCCUCAGCUGUUCCAGCUCCCAGAGCUUUGGAAGAAAGAGCAGCAGUUCUCUCCCUGGGAACCAUCAGAGGAUUCUGUUGAUGUGUUCUGUGUCUGUCUGUCACCUGGGCAUGAGCUUCUUGCACCUGUGCAAUUGUCACUUUUCUUUCACUCCCUGAAUAAAGUAUCUAUGCAU